Rhinichthys klamathensis goyatoka is the source of this 1233-nucleotide messenger RNA. RefSeq names its product progestin and adipoQ receptor family member Va (gene paqr5a). Gene Ontology annotation, cellular component: membrane. The record is from RefSeq and is a predicted model, not a curated record. Bases 75 to 1109 code for a protein of 344 amino acids. The transcript has 8 exons. Lineage: Eukaryota; Metazoa; Chordata; Actinopteri; Cypriniformes; Leuciscidae. Gene Ontology annotation, molecular function: signaling receptor activity.
CAGGGAAUCAAGAAGAAGCUCUGUAGAUGGCAGCUGGUCUCUCCAUCUUGUAAUUGCUGGAGCCUUCCUCUACUAUGCUCAAUCUCAUCAAGCUACCUCAAGUGUUCACCAUCAACCAAGUUCCAAAAGUCUUCCAUGAGGAUGGCAUCAUUUCAGGGUAUCGCCACCCAUGCAGCUCUGCCAAGGAGUGUGUGCUUAGUCUUUUCCAACUAACAAAUGAAACACUCAAUAUUUGGACUCAUUUUCUGCCUACAUGGUUUUUCUUAUGGAAACUGCUGACGGUAGUGCUGGUGCAGAAUGACUGGCAGGAUUCGUAUACCUGGCCCUUGCUGGUGUUCCUGCUGUCAUGUUGUGUGUACCCACUCGCUUCCAGCUGUGCUCAUACCUUCAGUACCAUGUCAGAACGGGCCAGGCACAUCUGCUUCUUCUUUGAUUAUGGAGCACUCAGCUUCUACAGCCUUGGUUCUGCCAUCACCUACUCUUCUUACUCAUUUCCAGAUAAAUGGGUUAAUAGCACAUUUCAUGAAUAUUAUGUUCCUAUAGCUGUUGUCAACUCUGUGAUCUCUACUGCACUGGCCUGCUACUCAAGACUUGGUCUACCAUUUUUUCAGUAUAAUUAUCACAGCAUUAAAAGGUAUUCUGGGGGAAAAGAUCAGAAGCGCUGUAAACGUCUAAGGAUAAUCGCCUUCCUUUAUCCAUAUCUCUUCGACAACAUCCCUCUCUUUUAUAGAAUCUUUGUGUGUGCUGGUGAGGGUUGCACUGUUAAUGAGGCCAACACGGUUCACUAUCAGCACACGUCAUUGGCUCUCUUCACUGGCUUUCUUUUUGCCACACACCUGCCUGAACGGUUGGCUCCUGGUAGUUUUGACUACAUAGGUCACAGUCAUCAGCUCUUCCACGUGUUCGCUAUUAUUGGCACGUAUUUCCAGAUGACUGCUAAUGAACUGGACAUGGCUGCACGGAAGCAGUGGCUUCAUGCUCAUUUGCCACCGAUCACCCUUUCAAACACUGCGGGAGCUGCAAUCUUUAGUGUGGUCAGCGGGCUUUGUAUAAUAUAUGUUUUUAGUCUGGCACUUUUCUCCACCAGAGGUGUGAAGAAGUUAGUUUGAAAUGUGACAUUUGAUAAGGUUACUCCGGGCAGCCAUGUUAGUUUCCCUAAAACUGAGUAAAAUAUAUUUAUAUAUUGUCUGACUGUUCAAAAAAAGCAAUGUAAUGAACAGCCUGAGAAGAUUU